AUGAAAGAAAUUAUAGUGCGGAAAGCGAGGGAAGGCGACUUUCAGGCGAUCAGUGAAAUGUCCCAAGGAAUCUACCAAGGACACGACUAUUUUCUAUGCGUCUUCCACAAUUGGCUUCAAAGUCUCCAUAGAUUAAUCUUUGUAGCUGAAUUAGAUGGAAAGGUUGUUGGUCUCCGUGCCAUUAACAUCGUUGACAAUGGUAAAACAUUUAUAAGCCAAGGUCUACGAAUUCAUCCCGAUUUCCGAGGGCAGGGYUUAAGUUCACGACUCAUCGACGCAGUUCACGACUUUAUUCGUACGCACUACCCGAAUGUUUUCCGAGAGCGUUUUACAACCAAGUCGGACAACAUAGAACGCUUGGCCAUCCAGAAAAAGAAUGGCGAUAGAGCAGUUCUUGAUCAAGACAUUCUCGCAUACUAUGCCGACAAGGAUGAAGUUUCAUCGAAGSUGCUUGAAGAAAUACGUAUGGAAAUUGCUGCCAUACGACUCUAUCCAUAUACCAAGAGAGAKAUAUCAGAUGUUAUCUUUACCGAAGAAGUAGCAAAUGUGCUGUUUCAAGAAAGGACACUUAUCAUCGACUGGGAACCUUACGAAGCCCUACGUACAAAUAUCGAUUACGUUUUCCAGGAAACCGACAGUCAAUAUGCAGACCGAAGUCCAGCCGAUUACAGUCGUGGUGAGCUUCCGAAGUCAUUCAGCCAUGGACGAAGAUCUCCACGUACCGACUGCAUUCAUUGGGUUACAACAAUCUACACAGACGAUCCAUUACUAUACCACGCCCAUCUCAUACAACAGUUUAAAUGCGCCAUGAACGCCAUCAAAGGUCCAUUUAUAUUUUCACCAUUUCAGCAAUCAAGCCUGACGAACAAGGGUCAUGAGGUUCUUAAAGACAAGCUUCACCUCAAACCAGUGGAAUUUUUCACGUUUGGGCUGAGGCUAUUUGAAAAGGAAUUCAAAUGACAAGUAGAACGCUUAAU
This is a messenger RNA of Exaiptasia diaphana, 977 nucleotides long. Its product is annotated as histidine N-acetyltransferase-like. The transcript has a single exon. Lineage: Eukaryota; Metazoa; Cnidaria; Anthozoa; Actiniaria; Aiptasiidae. The record is from RefSeq and is a predicted model, not a curated record. Bases 1 to 960 code for a protein of 319 amino acids. Gene Ontology annotation, molecular function: acyltransferase activity, transferring groups other than amino-acyl groups.